This is a messenger RNA of Ostrea edulis (European flat oyster), 1997 nucleotides long. RefSeq lists its product as uncharacterized. The transcript is spliced from 6 exons. The record is from RefSeq and is a predicted model, not a curated record. Gene Ontology annotation, molecular function: zinc ion binding; hydrolase activity. NCBI's taxonomy places the organism in Eukaryota, Metazoa, Mollusca, Bivalvia, Ostreida, Ostreidae. The coding region runs from base 31 to 1170 and encodes 379 amino acids.
GGUAUAAAAGGGAGAAAAUAAAAACAAGUCAUGGCUGAAAACAUUGCGGAAGGUGAAAAAGAGAAGGCAUUUGAUCAUAUAUUCAACACUAAUUUGAAUCAUCGAUCGUGGGAUGGAGAAAAUGUAAGAGAUACAUGUUUGAUUUAUAUUGUUGACAAGGGAGAGCCUAAGAUACUAUCGAAUGAAGAAGGCAAGCAUGCUGAGAUAAACCUUAAAGAAGAACUCCUUAAAGAUGACAUGGAUAUGGCGGUACAACGUAAUAUACAAGUGUAUAUUAACAACUCGCCAUGUAGAGCUUGCGCCGAUGAAUUGAUCGUUUUUCUUGAUAUGGAGAAGAAUAGUAAAGUACACAUGGAAAUCUAUGCAGCAAGUCUGUAUAACAUAAAACGGAAGUCCUGCAUCGACAAUGGUGAACCACAUGUCAACUCCAUGGAUGAAAAGGAAAGCGAAAAGGAAAGCGACAGUAACGCUGAAGGUUUGAGGAAGUUAAUGGAACAUCCUAAUUGCGAAAUGCGGGUUUUCAAAGAAAAAGCAUGGGAUGACUUAAUGCAUAUUCUUGAAAUCCAUCAGGAAGAUUUUAAUGAAAGAUAUGAGACGACGUCAGAGGGAAACGAUCGAAGUAGACGGAAUGAAGAUGAAAGGCUUAAAGAGGAUCUGAAAGACAUCUCUCAAAAGAAGAUAAUUUCAUGGCACGAGUACUUUAUGGGUGUUGCGUUUUUGUCUGCAAAAAGAAGCAAGGAUCCAAAUCGACAGGUCGGAGCAUGCAUUAUAAAUGACGAAAGAAGAAUUGUUGCAACAGGAUAUAACGGCUUCGUCGAACUCGAUUCUGGCAGUGACAACGAUGCUUACUUUCCAUGGACAAAACCUGAUAAACAUAGAUAUGUUUGUCAUGCAGAAAUGAAUGCAGUUGUGAACAGACAUGGUACCAGUUUGAAGGGUUGCACGGUAUAUGUAACACUGUUCCCCUGCAAUGAAUGCACAAAGCUCCUGAUACAGUCGGGGAUCAAGGAAGUGAUAUACUACGCUGAUGAUAAAGCUGCAAAAGAGGAAUUCAAGGCCUCUUGGGAGAUGUUGGAACUGAAAGGUGUUAAGUUGAGAGAAUACAAAGAUUUGGAUGGAAAAUACCAAGGCAGACGAAUCAAUCUAAAAUUCGAUGACUUUGCGAAAUAAUGUCAAUCUUCAAAUACCGAUGAAAGCCAUAUGAACUCAUGUGAAAUGAUUUUUUUUUUGGAUAUUUUAUUCUAAUAUGAUUAUCAUUUUACAAAAUUGACAAUCGUAUAUUAUUAUUUUUGUUUGUUUUAAAUUGUGUCCACUAAUAUGAUAGGAUGUAAAAUAUUUACCCGCUUUGUACAAUACAUUUGCUUUAUGCAUUCUUAUUCAAAUUUGGAACUUAAAAUUCAAUUAAUCAAAUGCUUUCUCUGGAUGAAAAGAACAGUUAAUUAUCAAAUACAUACAAGGAUUUCCAUAUAAUUCUACAACAAUUUCAGAUAUAUCAGUUGAAUACAAACCAUGUAUUAUACCAAUUUUGACUUUUGAUUAGAAUGCUUCUUUGAAUUAUCAUACCCCGAGAAGUGAUAUUCGCCAAUCUCAACAGCUGAGGUAAAUAUUACUUCCUUUGGGUGGAUAACCAAAGUUUAGUAAUCGUUUCAUAAGAGUGUUGUCUGAUUUCGUCAGCUCAUGAAGUAGUAUCACAUUAAUUUCAAGUCACGUUAUACAUGUACAAAUACCAUAGUUGUGUAGUUUGUGUUUUCUUUACUUCAAUUCUUACACGGCAUCCUUCAACUCAUCAUACAUUAUUACAUUUCAAUUUUCAAUAUGCUUUCCUCUUGCUUCAUUCUUACAGCUUUGAUUAUAAUAUAUUUGUAUAUUUAACAUCCUUAAUUCCAUUUCACCUUUUUGCGUUUCUGAUUUGUUAAAUUUUAGAUUCUAACGUAGAUUUUACAGACAUUGUUAAUAAUAUCGAAAUUCAGUCUAUCGUAAUAUACUAUGCUUCAUUG